Messenger RNA from Girardinichthys multiradiatus, 4388 nucleotides. Its product is annotated as E3 ubiquitin-protein ligase TRIM39. Lineage: Eukaryota; Metazoa; Chordata; Actinopteri; Cyprinodontiformes; Goodeidae. Gene Ontology annotation, molecular function: zinc ion binding; protein binding. The transcript is spliced from 15 exons. Bases 82 to 1917 code for a protein of 611 amino acids. The record is from RefSeq and is a predicted model, not a curated record.
CGUGAGAGAGCAGAGCAGGACUCAAGCAUCUCUGGACGGUUUUGGACUUACAGCCUCUACUCUGUUAAGUCUCAUUUCAGGAUGUCUUCACAUGGCAGUUUGUUGAAUGAAGACCAGUUCACGUGCUCUAUAUGCCUGGACGUGUUCACCAAUCCUUCAUCCACACCAUGUGGCCACAGCUUCUGCAUGUCCUGCAUCACCAGAUACUGGGAUGGAUCUGAGAUUUACCGGUGUCCUUUGUGUAAGAAGACCUUCCAGAAGCGACCAGACCUCCAGAUCAACAGGACGCUGCGAGAGAUAACUGAUCAGUUCAAAUCUAUGAGAGGUGGAGGGUCAGUGAAGAAGAAGAAGGGAAGAAAGGGAGUACACAAACAUCACAACGUCAUUGAUGAACUAAAAAUGAAGAUGCCAAAUCCUUUCCAGAAGGAAAUUGUAAAUCUGACCGGCACAACUCAAUCCCAGGCCCGUUCCUUGCCAGCUGUAUCCAUGUCACCUUUGCUUCCACCGGUCAUAACCCCCAUGGCUUUAUCUGUACCAAACCACCAGGGAUCUUCCAGUUACAGCAACAGCCCUGAGCACCAUCAUCAUGACCAUUCUCAUCAUCAUUCCUCUCAUAUGAUAUCCCGCUCCAACAGCCGCAGAAGGUUUACCCUCAGCGGGGCGGCUAGCAGCAAGAAUAUGCCCAUUUGUGAAAUCCAUAAUAGAGGAAUAUUGCUCUAUUGUAAAUCUGACCAAGUGUGCAUCUGUCCUGAAUGUGAGAUUGAAGACCAUAAUGAUCAUGACACCGUUACAGUGGAGACCGAGUGGAUGGAAACUAAGGACUUGCUGAAGGACUCUAAGCAGGAGAUCCAUGAGAUGAUCAGCGAGAGGAGGAGAAAGAUCGAGGAGAUCAAGAUGUCCGUGGUGGAACUGGAGAUGGCGGUAGAGCGGGAGACGUCGGGCAGUGUGUGUCUCUUGACGAUGCUGGCCUCUGCCAUCGAACGCUACCAGGCGGAGCUGAUAGAGGUGAUGGACAACAGCCGCAGGGCCGCGGAGCAAAAGGCCAAUGCCAUGAUUGGGCAGCUGGAGAAGGAUAUAGAAGAACUUGAGAAGAGAGAAAUCGCCCUCGCUGAGCUCGCCCAGUCAGAGGACCAUGUACACUGUGUCAAGACUUUCCCCGGCCUGUCCAGUCGUCCAGUCACCAAAGACUGGUCCAGAGUGUCACUGAAUACUGACCUGGGAACAGCCGCCGUCUACAGAUCUUUGGCAGCUACAGUGGAAAAGUUCCAGGAAGAUCUGAAGAAUGUUCUAGAAACUGGUUUUCCCUCUCCAGUAUUGGAGGCCAGUCCGGUACAAACAAAGCCCAGGGUAAAGAAGAUGCAGGAAUAUGCACUGGAUGUUACUCUGGAUUCCAAUUCUGCCCAUUCCAGACUGGUGCUGUCAGAAGACUUGAAAACUGUGUGGUGCGGAGAACGACACCUCAAUGUACGAGAUACUCCAGAGAGGUUUGACAAAGUUGUCUGUGUCCUGGGAAGAGAAGCGAUCUCUUCUGGAAAACAUUACUGGGAGGUGGAGGUAAAUGGAAAAACUGACUGGGAUCUGGGGGUGGCCCGUCAGUCAGUCAACAGGAAAGGGAAGAUUAAUUACAACCCAAACAAUGGUUUCUGGUUUCUCAGUUUAAGGGACAGACACAAAUAUGCCUUUCGCUCUGAGCCUUGCACAGACGUCAUGAUGAACCUCCGACCUCAUAAGAUUGGAAUAUUUGUGGACUAUGAGAAAGGAGAGGUAUCUUUUUACAACGUUGACGCCAAAGUCCACAUCUGUACUUUCCACGACAUCUUCACUGAAAACCUCUUCCCCUUCUUCAGCCCCUGCACCAAUAAAUCAGGAAAAAACGAAAUGCCUCUGAUCAUCACUCGUGUAAACACGACGGAGUAAAAGCUGCGGUGCUUUCUUAAGUUUCUCAGAUACUUCAGGAUGAAACUGAAGAUCAGGACUGUUCCAGGAGUUGCAGUCUCAGGAUUUAACCUGAUUAACAAUCACUAUUCUGCUUUCUUGUUGAUGGGUCUAAAAAUGACUAACAGUAACAGGAUAACACAACCGUCUCCACCUUGAAAAUAGCUAUUUAUACGUUUGGGUCACAUUUUUAUUAGAUUUUUGUUACCUGAUUGCCAGCGUUUACAAUAACUUUGAUUAGGAAAAUGAGUUUGAUGAGCAUUUGCUGUAGUUUGACAAAAUGACUGCCACGAUGGCCUGAGAGGUACAUUUCUCAGAAACUUCACCAGAAUGUGAAAAUGGACAAUACUUUCUGGCUGAAUUUGGUUUUCCUCUCUUGUACCAUAUUUACCCCUUCUGUUUCCUUCUUCUUUGAUGUUUCCACUUUACUGCACACAAAAUGUGCUUUAUUCAUGUAAUAUACCUUCAACUCUUUACAGUCGAGGUAAAAGCAGUUUGGAUGCCGAGGGAACUUGAGUGCAGAACACUUUUAAUGAUGCUUUGUACAAUACUUUUUGUUUAAAUGUCAUAUUCUGUUACAUUAAAAGUAAAGUUUUUGAAGUAUGGUUCUGUUGAGAUGUUAUUAGCAAUUAACAUCUCACCUGCAGUUGAUGACUCUCUUGGCAUCUUUAUUUUGUAUAAAAGGAGAUUAGUGAGAAAAGUGGAUGUCUGCCAUCCUGAAAUUACUCCAGUCUAAAAACAAUGUAUACAUCUUUAUGUAAACGCUUUCUUACAAACUGUCAAACUAAUAUCAGUUUGCAUCAGCUGGCCACUCAGGAAGCAUUCCCUGUACAUAUGGGCCCAAUAUGUGCAGCAAAUGGGUAAAAUAAUGGUGGUCCCAGGACUUGGCCUGCUUCAGAGGUUGAUUAAAGAGCAGCUCUAAUUUGUGACCCGAUUGCAUAAAACUGAUAAGUUGACUUGUGAAGAGGCCUAUUUACUUUUCAUAACUUCUUUGUUCGACCCAAUUUCAAAACAUUUGUGCCUUUAAUCUGCAAUCACCAGGUAAUAAUUAGAUUAAGAUCAUUAAGAAAUGUGAUAUCUUCAGACCUGUUGAAACAUUGCUCAAUAGUUUCCACCCUUUUUAUCUUGUUGUAUUUGUUUUGUAGUUGUGUUCUGUUUUCUUGUGAUUGAAUCUUACUUCAUGCGAGGCCACUAAGUUAUUGCAUUGACUUUGAAAAACAAGUCUGUGCACAAAAUUCUCCUUUUCCCUUUCAUGUUCUUAAUGCAAUCAUGUUAAUGCCACCGAGAUAAGGCUUUUAUAAGAGAGACCUGCAGCAGCAGUUACUAAGAACAAUAAAGAAAUACAAUUUACAUUGAAAACUGGUCAUAUUAAACACACAAAUGGUGUAGACUUCAGUGAUCUUAACAGAGCUUUCAGUUGAAGAUCAGUUUAUAGUUGAUUAUUGGAAGCUGAAAACCUGAAUGUUUCUUGCCUUGUUCAGUUCGAACUUUGGGAACAACCUUUAAAACAUCCAUUUAUUAGAAAUUUUGAAUUUUUCUUUGUUAAAAGACCAGACAGGUCAGAUGGGGUGUUGCAUAAAAUGGUUUUGUUAACAAAUAAAUACCAACGACUGAGACGACGGGCGCACAGGGACAUCCAGGUAACUUUAGCAUAGAUGAGUAAGGGGGCAGGGUCUUAGUGACCCAUGGUACACACUAUCGAGCAUCCAGAGACAGUGAACAGAAGCAUUCAUAUAAAGCACAUUUCUAUAGUUGUUGUUUCCAGCAAUAUUUGUUUAUAAUGUACUCGGGGUCACCAUGGACCCAACACUUUCUUUUCAAAAAUAUGUUAAACUCACUGCUAAUGUAAUCAAGUUUAAUUUACAGAACUUCAAACAAAUCAGGCCAUUUAUGACAGUAAACUCAGCAAAAAUGUUUUUACAUUCAGUGAUAUUUUCACAUAUAGACGACUGUAUCACAUCCUGGUCACUUACUGGAGAAACAAACUGAGAGACUAUAGAAACCCUUUGUCACAUCAUCACUGCCUUGCCCCCACUCUCUAAAUAUAUUAAAGUCAAACCAGUGCCUCAGCACCAGAGCCUCCUCUGGAGGAGAUGUUGAGAUCCCAAACAGAAGAACAAAAUUUGUACAAACGGUACUGUCAGUGAGAGGAGGUCAGUUUUGGAACACUCUGCCAACAAAAGAGAAUGUCUGUCUUACCUAAUUUUAAAUAAAACAACUUAAAAUGUUUCUUAAAGUAAAUCAGUCCUGUUCUCAUCUUUAACUAUGACUGUAUUUGUAUAGGUUUUAUAUAUUUAUGCUUGAUUUGUGUAUUUGUCAUAUGAGUUGUGUCUGUCUUGGGACUAUAGAUGUAAAUUAGCAGUUUUGCUGCAAUCUAACACAUUGACAAUUUGUGUACAAUUUGUGUGUGAUUAUUCAUUAAUGAUCAAAUAAAUAAAAAAAUCAGUCAGUCA